This is a messenger RNA of Gregarina niphandrodes, 2733 nucleotides long. RefSeq lists its product as hypothetical. The coding region runs from base 1 to 2733 and encodes 910 amino acids. The transcript is spliced from 2 exons. NCBI's taxonomy places the organism in Eukaryota, Apicomplexa, Conoidasida, Eugregarinorida, Gregarinidae. The record is from RefSeq and is a predicted model, not a curated record.
AUGGGCGGGUCCAACACAAGCGAGAGCAGCGCCGAACUGCUGGCCAGUAUAUACGUACUCAACCAGUCCCAGCGGCCUUGUUCUGUGAUGGAGUUCUUAACUAUACCGAAUGAGUCAUCGGCAAAUGAGUUGGCGGCGAACGAGUCGGCGGCGAACGAGUCGGCGGCUACCGAGUCGGCGGCUACCGAGUUGGCGGCGAACGAGUUGGCGGCGAACGAGUCGGCGGCGAACGAGUCUGCGGCGAACGAGUCGGCGGCGAACGACUCGUCUAUGCUGCUGCUGAUGUUGAGUCAUCUGUCUAAACUGGAUGGGUCGUAUGGCGCCGCCGAGGCGACGCGAUUAGUGGGCAUGCUGGCGGGUAGUACUGCUGCGGCGACCGUGGAGCAGGAGCUGACUAAAAUAAGGGUCAUCAGGAAUCUGUUGCCGAAAACGGAGCUGGCCCCGCUCGACGUGCUUGGACAGUUCAUGAAUUCAAGAACGACUCGCAUUGCGGCCUACGCAGGUGAGUGCCUUUAUGAGCUUCAGCCAUUCCACCGAGAGUACAUCGACCAGUCAUUAAUUGCUCGUCCGGACAGCGCGGGAAUGGUUGCAUUUUAUUCGUAUGUGAAAGUUCCCCGAUCAAGUUUGGUCGUGAACUACCUCAGUGGAGACGACCACCGCCUCGUAGAAGUGUGGUUGCAAGGACUGGCCUACCAAGACGCCAUAUAUCCCCAAAAGGCGGCAACGGUUCAUCGCGUCGUCCUGACCAGUCUUUGGCUUCUUGCGCGAUUUCUGCAAGACAGCCACCCCCAGCCAGUCCUUUUGCAGCCUUUACUGAGGCAAGCCAUCGCGCUAGCUAUCUGGCACGACGACGGCAGUGUCAGAGCUCUGGCCCACGCAGUCGUGCAAGAAAUGAUAGGCCGAGGGAACUUCCAUGACGAAGGUCGUGGCGCCAUUCUCAAACUCAUCCCCAUGCAAGCUGACACUAGCGGAGCUGACACUAGCGGAGCUGACACUAGCAGCGACAGCAUGCACGAAGCAUCGGAGAUUCUGGCCAGGCGUUUCGCACGGCUGGUCGAGCACAGCGUCUUCGGCUUUGAGGCCUGCGUCGUGGGUGGCAUCGAGAUGCUUCUCACUACCCGACCCAAUAAGUGUUUCCCGCGGCAUGCUACCACACUCCGGAGGCUGCUGAGUCAAGCGGUGUCGCGGUACCCACAAGACGUGUCAGCCGUUGUCCACCAUUUCACGCGGCGGCUCCUGCACGAUGACAACAUCAGAAUGCUUCUUAAAAUUCAGAACCAAAUCAGUCUUCAACGGCUUGUCCUUCUAUGCUCAUUGAUAACCGUGGAGGGAGUGAAAUAUGACGAAGAGGUGAGCAAUCUGGUUAUCCUCUUCUGUGAGGCGCAGGUGCAAAAACUCAAAAACGAAAAGACGCGUUGCCGGCGCCGUGGUCCGGGAGUCAUGGGCUGUGACGACAUUGAAGACGUUGAACCAUGUGUUAGACUGCUUGGCUGUGUCGAUGACAUGCUAAGUCGGAAUUCGCCGAACAGGGAGUGCACGACCUUGGACUUAGAAGAACCGACCUUGGCGGCGGCGGGAAAACGCCUCGUGCGUUGCAAGGUUGAGUUUGUCACAGAGGUGCUAAAGCAGCACAAAUGUCCGUUAAGUAAUUUCCUCAUUAGUGAAAUUUGUAUGCAGCCCGUCCAGUUGCCUGCCUCGGCAGCCUGGCGGGUGACGGCCGAGUAUUUAAGGAAGGCGAGAAACGUUCCGACCUCACAACUGGAUAAAGUAGUCCUCGGGACGCUGUGGUCUGCAUGCGCGGAUCUGAAGGCAGGUCGCUUGCCAGCACCGGAGUUGUGGACUGCGUAUUACGACCUUCUCCUGGAUCACCUGCCUGUCAAACUUCUGCAAUGCUCAGUGCCUCUCUGCUUGACGGUGUCCUACGUGCUACUGGUUCGUCUACUGGCCUACGCUCACAGCCGAAACGAGUCCGCUCGGAGUAACGACCGACUAAGUCGUGCUAAUGAAGCUAAUCAAGAACACGGCUUUACGACGAAGGACGACGGGUUUGCGACGAAGGACGACACCUUUGCGACCAAGGACGCAGUCGACUCCUGCCAGGGUUUCCAAGAAAAGUGUGCACGUGUGUUGGCUGUAGCUGCAAUGCACCCGCUGGACCCCGUUCGGGCGGCGGCCGCAAUGCGAAUCGACUGCUACGAGGAUCUAGCCUGGAUCAUCCGCACACGGCAACUCAACUCCGGUACCGGUCUGGGCUCUAACUCCUGGUUCCAGAGAUGCUACUGGGACCUGACCACCUACAAGAUGAAAUCACCUUCAUCACCUACAUUCUACUUGGUCGGGCCAACACCGCCGCUGGUUGUGCCUGCUUCCAUACAGCGACUCGGACAACUAGAGCCUCUGGUCCGUCUACUCGGAUGUAAUGCCACCCCUGAGAUACAGGACCAAAUUCUGACGAGUUUAUGCGACUAUUUUCUCACUCGCAUUCCUUCGGCACAUCCUUCGCCAAACCAAGCUGAGCCUCCGCCCACCCUUUCAUCAGACGAGACUGUCCUUCUUUCCGUCCAUGAUUUAGUCCAGACCUUGCUCCAACCGAACCAGCAAUUGAAUUGGACCACACGCGGCCGUCAGCUGCUCUCUUUGGUGGCGUCGGCGUACCAGCAGAACACAAUUCCCCUAUCUCUGUGCGAGAAUGUGAAGGCCCAGAAGGUUGCUUUGUCUUGGGGCUUGCUUUAG